AACCCUCCCUCCCCUCCCCUCCCUCUUAGGCUGAGCUGGGGCACAUAUUCAGCUCACUGUGGUUGGCAAGGGGCGACACUGGGUGACAUAGCUGUGCAUCCACCUCAAGAGACAUUGAAGACAAAGGGGGCGACACCUCCCAUAGAACAGCUUUGAACACAUAGAAGGAGAAAGGGUGAGAGAAGAAGGAAUGUCGCAGAGAGCGGAAGCAUCCUGCACUGAAUCAACUGUGUUACAGCAUCAGCACCAGAGCAGAGGCGAUGAGGCCUGAACUAUGUGUGUGUUCCCAUCCACCUGAGGGGAGAGAGAAGCAAAUGCAGAACAGAGGGGGCACAGGCCCUCUGACGCCGGCACGGUGAGGUAACGCAGAGGUAGCAGCUGUUCUAUUGGAGGCCCUGUGAGGAAUAUCUGAAAAGCCAUCUCUGCCUAUCUCACCCCACAGGGGUGACAUGAUUUCAUUUACCCUUGAGGGAAAAGGAAACCAGACAAGGAGAAAUUGGUAUGAUCCACCAAAUAAACAUAAAGGGAUCAACGACUAAUAUUUCCAGGUUAUAAUCAGUAUAUAAUCCAAGAUCUGCAUUACCUGCUUUUCUGCCAAACAAAGACUUUCUUCACAUACAUAUAUAUAUAUAUAUAUAUAUAUAUAUAUAUAUAUAUAUAAAACAACCCACCAAAGAGACAGAGACUGUGGGAUUUCAAGUUUUAAGUCCCUCUUUAAAGAGGGCUGGGACAGGUCGGCUGCAGCAGUGAACAGGGAGGGGAUACAGGGGCAUAGGGGGGUCAGGCGUUAAGAUGCAGAUCUCCCCCCAGAGGAGAGUCGCUGCAGAGGAGGCUGGAGGCCUCUCUCUGAAUCAUGUGCUCUCGGGGGGUGGGGAGGACAACGGAGCAAGGGGUACGCAGUGGCAGAGCUGGAGAGAGGGAAAAAAUCCGAGGGAGAGUCCGUGCUGUCAUUGGUCAGCUAGAAGGAAUCUUACGGGACCUCAAGGAAGUGGCCAAAGAGCUGAGAGAGGUUGUGGAGCAGAUAGACAGACUCACCUCGGACUUUGAAUUUGAGCUGGACACUGAUGAUUGGACUCCUGGAACUGUAAGCAGUACAUCUAGCAGUGAAAAGGGUGGUCCUCUCUGUGACCUGGGACCUCUGGACUUUCUCAGCUCAGACAGCUGGGAAUUCUGCUCCUUCCUAGAAGCUUCAACACCCUCGGACUCUGGGGAUGGUUCAGAUCGCCCCCCUGACUUUAGACUGCUCAAUGGAGGAGCCACCCCUAAUGGGCCAGAUUCGUCUAGUGAGGAGAUUCCUAUUGCACCCCAGAAACCACCUCCAGCAAAGAACGCAGGCUCCAGGGACAGAGUGAGGUUCAGCGACAAGGUUUUGUACCAUGCACUUUGUUGCGAUGACAGUGAAGAUCCCCCUUAUGGUCAGGAGACUCCACGGGAUCCCCCUAGGUCAAUUGCUCCUUCUGCUGUGAUGAAGAGCAAACCUGGGGGACUUACUGGAGUCAGGAAGGGGACUAGAAACUGCAGUACCCAGACUGUGUGUGACAAGAGCACUCAAACCGUUCUUCCUUAUGUGCCAAAAAAAGGGAAGGAUAAACAUUAGCAGGAGUGAAGCUGGGACUGAAAGAUGCAUAAGGUGGAAAGAAAACAGGCUGAAAAAAUUAUGAAACAGAUAGAGAAAUUAAGGGAGACAAAUAUAAAGCGUAAGAGUCAAAGUGGGAAAAAAAAUUAACCAGAUGAACAGAUAAUUAAAAAAAAAGAUUUUUGAAUUAAGUAUUUCUAUCAAGUGAUAGAAAGAAAUUAAAUGAGCUUUAGUUACGCACUACACAUGACUACUUUACAGGCAAUAUAUGGUGCACUUUUUAACCUUUCUAUUGAACUGCCAAGGGGGUGGCAGAGUGGGACCAAUAUUACCCCACUGUGAACUAACACCCCAGCCCCCGCUGUGACCUCACAAACCCUGCUGAGACCUCACAUCUUUUUGUCCCCAUGCCAGCAAAAUAUUCACUGCACAUCUAUAUUAGUAAAAGAUAAAAAUGUAAAUAUUGUUCAUAAAUAUUUACCUAUAUAUGGGAUGGUCAAGUGUCUUUACAUUUACUGUUGGAAAAUGUAUGGCCUUUGGUAAAAAGUCCUUGCAGAUCCUGGGUUCCCCAUUAAGGCUGGACCUCAUAUGAAUAUUAUAGGGUGCCUUUAGAGUUAUAUAUUCUAAAUAAACAAGUGAAUAUUAUGGGGAAAUAAUAAAUAAGGCUGUUGCUUGUA
Molecule: messenger RNA, 2253 nt
Organism: Xenopus tropicalis (tropical clawed frog)
Lineage: Eukaryota; Metazoa; Chordata; Amphibia; Anura; Pipidae
Gene: insyn1
Product: inhibitory synaptic factor 1
Exons: 4
Coding region: 854-1597 (247 amino acids)
Cellular component (GO): postsynaptic density
Source: RefSeq, a predicted model, not a curated record